This is a messenger RNA of Amphiprion ocellaris (clown anemonefish), 3170 nucleotides long. It is a transcript of the gene taf6l, whose product is annotated as TAF6-like RNA polymerase II, p300/CBP-associated factor (PCAF)-associated factor. Bases 181 to 2100 code for a protein of 639 amino acids. The transcript is spliced from 12 exons. The record is from RefSeq and is a predicted model, not a curated record. NCBI's taxonomy places the organism in Eukaryota, Metazoa, Chordata, Actinopteri, Pomacentridae. Gene Ontology annotation, cellular component: SAGA complex; transcription factor TFIID complex; SLIK (SAGA-like) complex. Gene Ontology annotation, biological process: RNA polymerase II preinitiation complex assembly; transcription initiation at RNA polymerase II promoter. Gene Ontology annotation, molecular function: protein heterodimerization activity; transcription coactivator activity; RNA polymerase II general transcription initiation factor activity.
AGAAGAGCUCACCUCUUGCCUUAUUUUGAAGGAUGUGGCGGAUGUAUAUCUCGUGUGUGCUCACUUGAUGUUGUGGAUCGCCCAGUGCCGCGUACAGCUAAGCUGAUCUAAACUUUCUUUCGGACGCUAUUCGGUGUUCAGCUGUCUAAGAUAAGAAGUUUCUGAGUGGUGGCCGUGAGCAUGGCGGACCGGGAGGAGCGCCGCUUCGCCGAGGUUCACCGGGAGUCCGUUAAACUCAUGGCCGAGAGUGCAGGCGUGGAGCUCGGCGACGAUGUGGCCGCUCUGCUGGCUGAGGACGUUUGUUACCGACUCAGGGAGGCGACGCAGAGCAGCUCUCAGUUCAUGAGACAUGCAAAGAGGAGGAAACUGACAGUGGAGGACUUCAACAGAGCUUUGCGCUGGAGCAAUGUUGAGGCCAUCUGUGGCUACGGGGCCCAGGAUGCUCUUCCCUUCCGUUCGGUGAAAGAAGGAGAGCUUUUCUUUGUUGAGGAUCGGGACAUCAACCUGGUCGAGCUGGCUCUGGCCACCAACAUUCCUAAAGGCUGCGCUGAGACCAUGGUGCGAGUGAAUGUUUCGUACCUAGAUGGUAAAGGCAACCUGGAGCCUCAGGGGACAGUUCCUACUGCAGUACAGUCUCUGUCAGAUGACCUUCUGAAGUACUACCAGCAGAUCACAAGGGCAAUCCUGGGAGAGGACCCCCAUCUCAUGAAGGUGGCUCUGCUGGACCUCCAGUCUAACUCCAAAAUCGCUGCCCUGCUGCCAUACUUUGUUUACGUCAUAAGUGGAGUGAAGUCAGUAAGCCACGACCUGGAGCAGCUCAGCAGGCUCCUGCAUAUGGUGAAGAGCCUGGUCCAGAACCCCUAUCUCUACCUGGGCUCGUAUGUGCGUAGUCUGGUCUCCAGUGUCAUGUACUGCAUCCUGGAACCACUAGCUGCCUCCAUCAACCCACUCAAUGACCACUGGACCCUUCGGGACUACGCUGCCCUGCUUCUCAGCCACAUCUUCUGGACUCAUGGUGAUCUGGUGAGCGGUCUCUACCACCAGAUCUUGCUUUCUCUGCAGAAGGUUCUAUCUGACCCAGUCAGACCGCUGUGCUCCCACUAUGGAGCUGUGGUUGGCCUUCAUGCACUGGGAUGGAAGGCUGUCGAGAGAGUACUCUUUCCACAUCUCCCUGCCUACUGGGCCAACCUCCAGGCUGUGUUGGACGACUACUCUGUCUCCAAUGCUCAGGUCAAAGCAGACGGUCACAAGGUCUAUGGAGCCAUCCUGGUGGCAGUGGAGCGCCUGCUGAAAAUGAAAGCUCUGUCUCUGUCCCAGCCAGCAGAGGGAACCUCCAAUGCACAGCCAGGCUCAGUGAUGGGUGCUAUGGGUUACAGAGUGAGCUCCCCAGGCCUCAGCCCACCUCCAGAGCCUCUGUCAGAGGCUGCCCUUGGAAUCGCCAGCCACCUCCAGGCAGGUGGGGCUGGUUGUCCCUGGGAGGAGUGGACUCCGGUCCCCCUCCCUGCCAUGUACUGUGAGCUCUACUCUUUCUUUGGUGACAGCUUGGCUGUCAGGUUCAGUACAGGACCAGGGUUUGGCAGUUACCCUCCCUGCACCCAGUCUCAGCUCAGUGACACCCGGAAGGAACCCUCCGGUCCUGCCUCCAACCCAGACACGACCCGUAAGAUGCCACAGCUGACUGCCAACCUCAACAUCAGCCCCAGGCAGGAUGGGAGUCCUCGCACUGACCCACCCCCUCCCAGCCUUGCAGCCACAGGAUCAGGAAGAUCCUUGGCACGCUCCUCCUCCAUGCAGCGCUCCAGAUCCUCCUCAUCACGUUCAGGCCAGCGUUCAGCAGGUCUGUCUCGGGAUGUUUUCCCCAAAGCGCGCUUCACCUCUCCUCAGACUGGGCCUCCAGUCUUCUCCUUUCUCAUUGGUGGGCGGCAAAUGGGUCGCCGUUGCCAAGGUCGCCGUCCCUUCCAGACCACGUUUGCCCCUACUCCACCUUUUUCUACCAUCCCUCCACGUGCCUAUGCUCACAAACUGCCCGUCAUUGGCAGGGUGGGAAAACCUGUACGGCGCUGGACGUGUUCCCAUUACUCCCUCCAUCUGCCUCUGUAGACGGCAAGGUCUUAGAAAUGGCCGUCAGGCUGCAUUAGCACACAGUGGGGUUUGACUGCUACAGACUUUUUCAAGUCCAUAUUAAUAUUGGCCCACUUAAGCUGCCAAUAAUUGGUAUUUUUUGAAGAUAUAGUUGAAAAUAGAAAGGAUGGGCUGUUUUUAUCAUGGUGUACAGUUCAAUAUAAACAUAAUCCACUGAGACAGCUACUUCAUACUGAUGUACAUUUUUUGACCAUUUCUCACUUUGGUACCCCACAAAUGGUGGUGUCAGAGUAGACAUAAGUGGAUAGUAGUGCAUGACAUUACUUCACCAACCAAUCCAGCCUGAGUCCAGCUCAGAGAGCACCCAUGUUUCCCCCAGAAAUGUGUCAGUUUUUUACCAACCAACUUUUAUGUUAUUUUGGGUUUCUCAUGAUUACUUUCUGGGCGAAAAACCUGCAAGUAGCAAACUGACUAACAUCAUAUUGGCAGCAUUUCGAGAAAAAAACCCCACAAUGCAUUGGUAAAUUUGACCAUGCAUGCAUGUAUAGCAUAAAGAAACGUGCCGCAAACAAUAAGAAUGAAACACAGAACUAGUUUUUGGAGGUAAAAGUAAUGAACAUGUUGCUGAUCACUGGUAAGAGGUGUCCACUAUAGCCGCCAGAAUCUCCAGCAAUAUCAGUGUCUUUUUUUAAAUGUUUUGUUCAUUUGCUUUUCUGAUUUGGUGUGUGUUGUCCUCUGUGAGCUUCUGUAGAUUUCCCAAAAGUACCUGCUAUCUGUUGGUGCUCUGCUCGACUGGAGAGAUGGAAAAAUAAACACAAGCAUCAGAUGCGUAUGGAGCCAUGAGGAAGCUUUGACCUUCCUCUCAUUAUUAGUUAAAACUAACCAAAGUGCCAUAUUUUUGGUACGGUUUUUGGUACAUUUAAUGCGAUUUAUAAGAUUUGAUGAAUCAUUAAUGCUGCCUGAAGGACUGAACAUUUGCUGAGGACAGUGUUGGAGCAUUUGCCCUGUAUUUGUAAAAAAAAAAAAAAAAAAAAGUUCUGACAUCUUGUACAUAGCUGUUUUUACAGAAUAAAUAUUUCAUGGUUGUA